UAGACACCAGUAAUCAGUGAAAAUGUCUUCGGAAUCUGACGACAAUGUUUUCGACGAAGUUAUGCUCCAAGUGGGAUAUUCGGGGAAAUUCCAAAAAAUCUACAAUUAUACUUUCAAUCUAGUUUUCGUUUUUGUGGCCACUAUGGCCAGUUUUAACACAAUUAUUUCUCUCUCAACACCUGAACAUUGGUGCAAAGUGCCCGGGAGAGAGGCCAACAUGUCCUUAGACUUGUGGAAAAAUCUCACAAUUCCGCGAACAAACAGCAGUGAAAGUGAGUUUAGCCAGUGCAGUAUGUUCAACAAAAGUGACGGGAGCUCAGUGAUUGAUUGUUUGCAUGGCUGGGAGUACGACCAAACCUACUACACCCAAACAAUCGUAAGCCAGGAAAAUUGGGUUUGCGGUUCGAAAAUGCACGCUACGAAUUUGUUAGUCGUCGGAAAAAUCGGUGAAAUUUUAGGAACUGUUUUUAGCCAACUUGGGGACAUAUACGGCCGUCGCCCCAUUUUCUACGCCGGAAUCGUGUCAGUCGUCGUGGGCCGGUUGGGCCUUUUGGUCUCCAAGGGCUUUUUCCUCUUAUUCGUCGCAUUUUUGAUAAUCGGAAACCUCUCAGGCAUGGCAUUAUUUCAAGCCCCUCUGGUCAUUUCAGUGGAAAUAUCCAGUGUCGAAGACAGGGCAAUGAUCCCACUUUUGCAGUGUGUUGGAUGGACUCUGGGGCUCUGUGUGUCCCCCUUGAUUUUUUGGUGGCUGGGUGAUUGGAUCCCUUUCACCGUUAUAACCACAGUCCCUGUCUUGAUUUUUUUAUUUUUCCGACCAUAUAUGAUUGAGUCGCCCCGCUGGUUGGCUAGCAAGGGCAAAAUCAAAGAAUGUGUAGUGGAGUUAAAAAAAAUUGCAAAAAUAAACCGGACGCAAUUAUCUGAUAAAGUUUUGGUCACUUUGAAUAACAAAUCGGUGGCCGAGGAGAAAAAUUUCGGUGUGAUGAGUCUCUUCGGGAGCUGGAAGUUGGCGAAAAAGUCACUUUUGAUAAUCUCAAGCUGGAUUUGCCAAAUGAUGAUCUACUUCAUUCUGUUCUUCAACGUGAGCAACUUGAAAGGAAACCCCUUUAUGAACUACUUCUGGCAAGGUUUGGGCGAGCUCCCGGGAUAUUUCCUGGGUAAAUACCUGAGUGAUGCAAUUGGUCGCAAAUACACGAGAUUUGGUGCUUUUAUCGCCAUCGGAAUCGUUGCAAUUAUUUUAGCAUACGUAUUGUCGUUUUCAGGCAAUGUAAUAAUAAUUACAGUCUGCGGAAUCCUCAUGAAAUGUCUUUCGUCGGUAGCUUUUUAUGCCAUGAAUUUGCAAACUUUAGAAAUAUACCCCACGUGUCUGCGGCAAACCGGCUCCUCAAUAGGGUAUCUAGUCGCCAGUCUUUUCGGUAUUUUGACACCGUACGUCACCUAUCUUGGAACUGCGAUAAAUGCGGGUUUGCCCUAUGUCAUUAUCGUAGUUUUAGCUGCGGCAGGUGCAAUAUUCGGCAUGUUUAUCCCGGAAACACUCAACGAAAAGCUUCCGGAAUCUAUUAGAGAAGCUGAGGAAUUUGGCGCCGAUCAGAGAGUCUGGGCGUUCCCCCGGGGCAAAAUAUUCACACAUAAAACUGUACCGAACAAUGUUAUAUAAAUAAAUUUUUAUCACAAUUCUAAA
Messenger RNA from Tribolium madens (black flour beetle), 1675 nucleotides. RefSeq names its product beta-alanine transporter. Gene Ontology annotation, molecular function: transmembrane transporter activity. The coding region runs from base 23 to 1651 and encodes 542 amino acids. The transcript is spliced from 8 exons. Gene Ontology annotation, cellular component: membrane. Gene Ontology annotation, biological process: transmembrane transport. The record is from RefSeq and is a predicted model, not a curated record. Lineage: Eukaryota; Metazoa; Arthropoda; Insecta; Coleoptera; Tenebrionidae.